Molecule: messenger RNA, 4082 nt
Organism: Rhopalosiphum padi (bird cherry-oat aphid)
Lineage: Eukaryota; Metazoa; Arthropoda; Insecta; Hemiptera; Aphididae
Product: circadian locomoter output cycles protein kaput-like
Exons: 14
Coding region: 369-2213 (614 amino acids)
Biological process (GO): regulation of transcription by RNA polymerase II; circadian regulation of gene expression
Cellular component (GO): nucleus; CLOCK-BMAL transcription complex; cytoplasm
Molecular function (GO): RNA polymerase II cis-regulatory region sequence-specific DNA binding; DNA-binding transcription factor activity, RNA polymerase II-specific; protein dimerization activity
Source: RefSeq, a predicted model, not a curated record
AUAAUUGUUUUAAAUGUUUUAACAUUAUAGCAAAUGGUUCGACUGCCGUUCGCGGUGCAUUAAAAAUCAAAACUUUUUCAUAUCAUUUUAUAUCAAUAUAUAUACAAUUUGAUUAGCCAUUAACUACAGUGUACAACGCUCUCUUGUCAUGCGCCAGGCCGACAGGCACCAGCAUCGAGCAUACAUAAUAGUGCCGUUUUCCGAAAACUAGUCUCGUUUACUCUGCCCAAUAUUGUUUAUUUUGUGCACUUACCAAUGGGCCCGAUUAUACACCGUGCUACAUGUAAAAAUGUAAACUUUGUGUACCGUGGCGCCCGAAGGUAAGAAGCAAAAAGCCCGUAAUAUACGUAUCUGGACCGCACGUCACUAUGUCAAACUACUUGAGUAGCGCCUCCACUAAGAAAUCCGAUGACAAGUAUGACGACGAACUGACCGAUAGAGACGAUACUAAAAGAAAGUCAAGAAACCUAAGUGAGAAGAAACGCAGGGAUCAAUUUAACAACUUAAUCAACGAAUUAAAUCGCAUGUUGUCCACGACCAAUAGAAAAAUGGAUAAGUCUACUGUUCUGAGAACAACUAUAAACUAUUUAAAUAAACAGAAAGAUAUAUUAUUGAAUUCAAGAGUACACGAAAUAGACAAUGACUGGAAACCAGAAUUUCUAUUGAAUGAAGAAUUUACACAUAUAAUUUUAGAAGCAUUGGAUGGAUUCAUUAUAGUAUUUACAUCAUUAGGAAAAAUUCUCCAUGCUUCAGAAACUGUCACUGCUCUUCUUGGUUAUCUUCCGAAAACCAUGGAAAAUUUAUCAAUAUUCAAAAUAAUUCAUGAAGCUGAUCAUUCAAUGUUACAAGAUCGAAUUGUAGAAUCCAGACUUUCUAAGAAUUAUGAUAAUGAUCAAAUUGUAUUUUCUUGCCAUUGUAAAAGACAUGAUCCAUUUAAAGAUAAAGAGGAAAAAAGUCAAUUUGAAUUGGUGCAAUUUUUCGGUUACUUCCAACCAAGUAGUGAAAUAUAUCAUGGUAACAAUUUUAGGAUUUCAUCUCCAUUUAGCAGUGAAGAAGAUGACCUAAACCUAGUAUUCGUUGGUAUUGGACGAAUUAUGACUCCACAGCUAUUAAAAGAAUUACCAGUUAUGGAGGAUAUAAAAAGUGAAUUCACCUCUAGACACAGUUUAGAAUGGAAAUUUUUAUUCCUCGAUCAUAGAGGUCCAUCAAUUAUUGGCUAUAUGCCAUUUGAAGUACUAGGGACAUCAGGUUAUGAAUAUUACCAUAUUGAUGACCUAGAAGAUGUUAUAUUAUCACACCAAGCUCUUAUGCUGAAAGGCGAAGGAACAUCUUGUUACUAUCGGUUUUUAACCAAAGGCCAACAAUGGAUAUGGUUACAAUCAAGAUAUUAUAUCAGUUACCACCAAUGGAACUCUAAACCCGAAUUCAUUGUUUGUCAUCAUCAAGUCAUAAAUUAUUUUAAUAUUAUUAAAAAAGAAAGUGAGACUAAUGAUGGAAGAAAGAAUAGUAAAAAAAGAUUAUGGCAUGUUCCUUUAAAUGAAAUUGAACAUCAAUCAUCAAAUAGUGAUUAUGAUUCAUAUCCAAAGAGAUAUUAUGAACAACAAAGUACAGACUCGCCAAAAAUGAAAAUUAGAUCAAUUGAAGAUAUUCAAAAUUCUAAUUGUGAAGGUGAGUCAUUGACAUUGGUAGAAAACAAACAAGAUAUUUCUGAAACAUUAAACAAUUAUUUAGAAAAUGCCCAAUCUUCAGUAAAAUUACCUGCUGGCUCAGUUUCCCCAUCACAGGAAAAUCUUAUUCAAGAUCAGUUACAACGUAAACAAGAGCAAUUACAAAAAACUAUAGUCAAACAACAGGAAGAACUAAAGAAAAUAACUAAACAAUUAUUAAUGGCUCGAUGUGGAAUUUUGCCAACAUUUAUGGAUGAUUCUUUACAAACAUCCUCGCAGACUUCUGAGCAAACUACUCAACAAGAGACCUCUACCAAUACCUCUACCAAUCAAAUAAUUUGUUCUGAUGCCAGUGGAGAACUUUUUGAAACGCGUCCAUUAAUUUCUUCUGAUGUUUUAUUAUUACACGAACGAAAUGAACAAGUUAUGCAACAUUCCUAUUCAUCAAAUAUAACACAGAACAUGGUCAACGAGGGAGGAGGACAAUUGGAUUAUAGUUAUAAUAAUCAAUCUAAUGAUGUUCUUUUUGAACAAAGUUCUCCUUGAAAACAAUAACUAUUUCAAAGGUAGCCUUAUUUCUCAUGUAUAUUUCUUUAAUGUUUCGUUGUUAAUAUAUAUAUCCAACGCUCAAUGAUUUUUUAGUAUAAUAGUAUAUAAAUAAUGAAGUGAGUAAUAUCACUAUUUUACUACAAAUUACCAAGUAUGUAUUUAAAAAAAAUUGUAUAAAGGAUUUUAAUCAUUUAUUCUUAAAAAUUAAAUAGUCAUUUAUGUUUUAGAUUUAAUUUUUUUUUACAUGAUUUGUAAAUUAUAUACUGAAUGAGGUAAAGGAAAAAAAUAUAGCCUCGGUUUAUAUUUGAUAUUUCUAAUUAUAUAUUAAGGAAAAUGUUGUGAAUUCUGAAUUACUGUGAUCUCUUAAUAGUUUUGAAAUAUAAAAUUAAAAAUAUCCCAGUAUGCUCUACAACAACUAACAUUUAUUUUUAGAAAAACAAAAUUAAAAUAAGAACCUUAAAAAAUGUAAUAUUUUCAAUAAUAGAAAAUAUAAUUUUUUUAUCCAUUUAGUAAAAACUUCAGAUAUUUAUUUUAUCAACAAGAAAACUAAUAAUUAAGUAAUCCUUUAUAUUAAUUUAUACUAUUAAAACUAUUUAAUUAUAUAAUUAUAAUUUUUGAUCUAAAUAAUUAUUAUAUUUAGAAAAUUUAGAAGACUUAACCUAGCUACUAACUAUUUAAUUGUAAAUAUCAUAAAAUUGUUUGAUCUAGUUUCUUCAUACAAAUAUUUUUAAUUAAAUGAAACCAGCCAUAUUUUUUGUAUAUAUAUUUAUAUUAAAGUUUUUCAAUUAUUUAGUAGGCUAUACUUGUGUUAUUUGAAAAAAGAUGUUCCUCUUUGUAGGUUCUGUUGUGGUUCCUUUGUUCUUGUACCUAUAGUUAUUAUUACAUGCACAAAGACUUAACUAUUUUGACUCUAAAGUUUUAAAAAAUAUGUAUCUGUCAAUUAAACACUGUUAGUCAUAAGUGUACAUUACUUUUUUAUGAUUAACAUUGGGUGCUAUUGAAUACUCGUAAAGUGAUAAUUUUUUUUAUUAUUUUGUAGUUAUUUUCAUGAAUAACAAUGCGUUUAUUUAUAUUUAAUAUUUCAUAAGACUUUUUAGUUUGUAUUAGUGAAAUUACAAUAAUGUGCUAUUUAAAAUACAUACACAUUUUGACUUAAGAAUAAAAUAACCAGAGACUUUUUAUUUAAAAUGUGUAGAAUACUAUAGUAUAUAUUUACUUGAUUUGUGUUUUUAUUGAUUUGAGUGUAACAUAUAUUGGUGUAUACAGUAAAAAUCACUUGAAAGAGCUGGAUAGUUUUGUUGUUAACUAUAUAAAAUUAUAUGUGAAUAUAAAUAAACAUUUCUCAUUUGUUUUUAUAAUGAUUACAAAUACAAUCAUUAAAUACAAUGCACUGUAUUUAUCAAAACUGUAAAUGCAAUAAAUAAUUUUAUAAUAAUUCAAAGGACAUUAUUUUUUCUAUUAUAUUAACUAAUUGAUCAUGAUAUAAAAUUGUCCUAUGAUUUGGGUCUAGUCUAUACAUAUACUUUUGUAUGUGUAAUUACUUUUUUACAUAUACUUUUGACUGGAUUAAUAAAAAAUUUAAUUAUGUGAUUUUUAUUGUAUAUAUAAUAUAUGUAGUGAUUUACAAUAUGACAUUUAUUAUUUAUUUUUGUGGUACCUAAUCUGUGUAUUUUAGUUAGUAGAUAAUUUUAAAUAUUCUGUUUAUUUCAUACUUACAAUUUAAUAUUAAUUUUUUUUUAUAGUAUUUAUCUGACCAAUUGAGUUCAAAUUGUAUUUAUAUUUAUGUGUUGUUUCUAUUCAAUUAUAUGUAUCAAUCAAAAUUAGAAACAAUAAAUAUAUUCAAUUUAUUAUAAAGAGAAUAAAUAA